Dichomitus squalens LYAD-421 SS1 is the source of this 339-nucleotide messenger RNA. RefSeq lists its product as uncharacterized. The annotation marks the transcript as partial. NCBI's taxonomy places the organism in Eukaryota, Fungi, Basidiomycota, Agaricomycetes, Polyporales, Polyporaceae. The record is from RefSeq and is a predicted model, not a curated record. The transcript is spliced from 4 exons.
AUGGUCGAGAUGCUUGCCAUGUUACAAGAAAUGCAAAAAAGAAAAGCGACUAAGUCGUCCGCACGGUCAAUCGCGUUCCAAAAAGAAAGAGAUGCAUUAUAUACGACGGCGCGCAAGAAAGCCGAGGCAUCCCUGCGGGACGGCAUGGCGUCCCUCGACAAGGCUCGUGCUUUGGUCUCCGAUCUCAGAGCAAAGGAGGUCACUCAGGAAGCCACACUGAACCAGUUCAGGGUCAUUCUGGCCGAGCAGAAUGCAUGCGUUCAGACCCUUCUUGGCCAUCAUACUGAAGUCAUCGAAGACUUGUCCCACCGUCGAGCAGCGCAGAUCAACGAAGCCAGU